AUGAAAAUGAAAGCAUUAGUUGCCUUCAAAUCCAAGCUUGUGAAACCAUGCAGAAAACUACUUUUAACCUUUAGGUUCAAGAUCAGGAAACCUGUCUUUAUAAGAUCUCUUCGGUUUCGUGCUUCCCGCAGCAAGACUGGAACAAGGCCUGUAAGAAACUGGUUUCUUACGGUCUUACAUUCAGUUUUCUGUCCGGCUAAGCAGUCGAGGGAAAUGAACAGGCUUGCGGAGCUUAAGAGUGUCUCCAAAGCAGAGCACGAGAAAAAGCUAUUUCCAUCACCUCUUACACCUGCUUAUAUAACGGCCAGUAGAACCGCCAUGAGGGAAAGCUUCAUGGGCAGUGAAGAUGUGGAAGAUGCAUGCAGAAGUUUCGAGAACUAUUUGGUGGAGAUGAUUGUUGAAGAAGGAAAAGUGAGGGAUUUGAUGGAUGUAGAAGAGCUUCUCUACUGCUGGAAGAAUCUGAAGUGCCCCGUCUUCAUUGAUUUGGUGUGUAGAUUCUAUGGAGAGCUCUGCAAGGACCUGUUUCUUCCAGAGGAUGACAAUGAUGUUGAUAGUUCCAAGUAAUUCUGCUGCUAGUCUUGGUACCACAGGUCCACAGUGCAAGGAAAAAAAUACUGACCUCCGUUGGUCUUUGUAUUAGAAAAUUGUAACACAAGUAGAUACUAAACGGAAUAAGCUAAUUCUCAAA
Ricinus communis (castor bean) is the source of this 688-nucleotide messenger RNA. Its product is annotated as transcription repressor OFP17. NCBI's taxonomy places the organism in Eukaryota, Viridiplantae, Streptophyta, Magnoliopsida, Malpighiales, Euphorbiaceae. The record is from RefSeq and is a predicted model, not a curated record. The transcript has a single exon. Gene Ontology annotation, biological process: negative regulation of DNA-templated transcription. Bases 1 to 564 code for a protein of 187 amino acids.